ACUAGAAGCCUAGAAACAGACCUGGGCUGUUGUUGGGAAGGUGGCUGUUCCCUUGCACAGAACUGGGAGGCCAAUCUCUCCACUGGGGAGCCUGAGCCUAAGGGUGGUGACAGCUGUUUUCUGCCUCAGGAGAAGCAGAAGCCAGAGUUCUUGAAGACCAUCCCUGAGAAGAUGAAGAUGUACUCUGAGUUCCUGGGCAAGCGGCCAUGGUUUGCAGGGGACAAGGUCACCUAUGUGGAUUUCCUCGCUUAUGAUGUCCUUGAUCAGUAUCAAAUGUUUGAGCCCAAGUGCCUGGAUCCCUUCCCAAACCUGAAGGACUUCUUGGCCCGCUUUGAG
Cricetulus griseus (Chinese hamster) is the source of this 336-nucleotide messenger RNA. The record is from RefSeq and is a predicted model, not a curated record. NCBI's taxonomy places the organism in Eukaryota, Metazoa, Chordata, Mammalia, Rodentia, Cricetidae.